This is a messenger RNA of Lachancea dasiensis, 222 nucleotides long. The record is from the annotation of a GenBank genome assembly. NCBI's taxonomy places the organism in Eukaryota, Fungi, Ascomycota, Saccharomycetes, Saccharomycetales, Saccharomycetaceae.
AUGAUCGAAGUAGAGGUCAAUGAUCGUCUUGGAAAAAAGCUGAGGAUUAAGUGUUUGGGUGAGGAUCUAAUUGGCGACUUUAAAAAAGUUCUGGCCCUGCAAUUAGGAGUAUCAUGGAAUAAAGUAGUUUUACAAAAAGGUGGGGCAGUACUAAAAGACCAUAUCAGCCUGGAGGACUAUGAAAUCCACGAUGGUACUUACCUGGAGCUUUAUUACUUAUAA